Messenger RNA from Candoia aspera, 2057 nucleotides. RefSeq names its product mitochondrial ribosomal protein S34 (gene MRPS34). Gene Ontology annotation, biological process: mitochondrial translation. Bases 98 to 739 code for a protein of 213 amino acids. Gene Ontology annotation, cellular component: mitochondrial small ribosomal subunit; mitochondrion. The transcript is spliced from 4 exons. NCBI's taxonomy places the organism in Eukaryota, Metazoa, Chordata, Lepidosauria, Squamata, Candoiidae. The record is from RefSeq and is a predicted model, not a curated record. Gene Ontology annotation, molecular function: structural constituent of ribosome.
GGGACCGCCCUUGCUUGCAGUGGUACCGUUGAGUCGCCGGGGAACCAGGAGCAAGAGAGGGCAGCGGGAAGGCUGCGACAGGGAGCGAGAGGCAGUGAUGGUUCGUUAUAAGGUAUAUCGCCCAAUUGCAGCCAAGGCCAAGAAAAUCCGUGAAUAUUGGGCUCUGAAAAACCGACCUCGCGACUCCCAGCGUUAUGCCGUGGAUUACGAGACAAUGAGCCGCUCCUUCACAGGCAAGCACCUCCCUGUGCUGGCCUGGGAGGAUGUGAGGAAUGAGAACCGACUCUUUAUGCUGCUGUCCCGGUUGCGCCUCUUCGGAAUUGGGAGGAUGGUCACCCGCAAAUCCUGGAUAUGGGAAUACGAUGAGCCUUGCUAUUGGGUCAUUACUAAAGUAAAGGUGGAUUAUACAGCUGAGAAAAUGGAACAUGGAAAGGCCUGGGGAUAUUUGACAUUUAGAGGCAAGACCGAAAGUGAAGUGAAGGAAAUAGACAAAGUAAUGUACCACGACUGGCGCAUGGUACCCAAGCAUGAGGAGGAGGCCUUUAAGAAAUUUACCCCUCCUGUGGAAGAGGAAAAGGUCCGGUAUGUCCUCUACCCACUGCUGCUGCGGGCCAUGAUCCUGGCCCAGAGACAGAAAGAAGGUAAACUGAGUGAAGAAGAGCCUAUGCUUGAUUUGGAGAAAAGGAUUCACAUCAUAAGGGAGUCCUCCGAAAAGCAAGCUGAAGGAACCCCAGUUUAAAGACUUUAGGACCUGGAUCUAGCUCUCUGUUUCUUAAAUUCUCUAGCUGUGAUCACACAGCCCAACUUCCUUGCACCGAGAUGUUUCUGUGAAACAUGAUCCUGUCGCUGAGACUUAGAGAUGUGGAGGGCUGGGGGAAAGAACCCAUCAGCAAUAAGUACAAUUUUAACAUAAUUUUGCUGUCAGACUCUUCCCUUGAUAGUCUGUCCCCCAAUUGUCCUGUCUUGUUUUUUAGAUUUAUUUUUAUUUCCCAUCUCCAUGUUUCUUCAUGUUGCUUUCUUAUCAGGUCAAGGAGAGCACAGGCCAUAAAUCCAUUUGUUUUAAUAAUGAGGCAAUGUAAAUUGAAGAGACUCCUAAUUAAAAUAAUAGAUCAGAGCAGAGCUCAAUCUGUGUCCUGCUAGUACAGCAUCCUCUUCCUCCCCCAAAUCCAAUCAGAGUCUUAAAAUGUGCUGUUUCGUUACUGUAUGCCAAUUAAAAAAAAUAGCCUCAGUCUGUUCUUUAAUAAGUGGCAUUGUUCUUUCAUGUCUUUUCAAAUGUAUUGGUGAAAUGAUUUCCAACUAUCUUUCGGUGUCAGUAAAGUUGAACUUUCCUGCCUCAAUUUGAGAGUGCUGAUACCAGAAAAUUCUGCUUUUGAUUAUACAUAAUUCAUUGAGAAAUAACACUCUGGAUCACUGUUAACAUACCCAGGAGCAUUAGAGGGGAAGGUUCAUGAACUUAAAUACAGUGCAUUGUCAAAGAACAAUUCUUCACAUCUUGUACACUGAGUAUUUUAUGUCUGUUGAUUUUUAUUGUGCUUUUUAAAGCUGCUCUCAUUAUAGAUACCUGCCAUCCUUUUUCUUAAAUUUUUACAGGACUUUUUUCUUCUGAUGACUUUUGUACAGGUAGUCCUUGCUUACCGGUUGCCUUGUUCAGGGACUGUUCGAAGUUACCAUAGUGUUGUCCCUCAGUCACGUGAUUGCCAUUACAGCCAGUCACGUCCUAUGCCUGACCUGUUGUUUUUCUUUUUUCUUUUCCCUUGCAGAAUGAAGAGAUUGGAGAAGAAAGGAUUACAAGAGAAUAAGCAGGCACACUAUGGGGAUUACACAUCAAAAACAAUGUGCUGGCAGUCGUGAGUGUGCUACUCAAACAGCCUGCUGUGUUCCUCAUUGUAUGCCUACUUACUCUCUUAUGGUUCCUUCCUCUCCAGGCUCUCCGCUCUGUGGUGGGGGGAAAAAAACCCAAGCAUUUUCAGUAGGCAGUCUCUCGUGUGCCUGAUCCAUUUCCCCCCUUACUCUCUUGUAAUCCCUUCCUCUCCAAUAAAUGUAAAUACAAACAUUAA